AUGUUUCGGUCAGCUGCGGAGGUCAGACAUGUGGGAGAAACGGAAACGCGAGGAGGUCUGCUGAGAACCUGGGAAGACUGUACUGUCGGAGGCGAACUGCUGUUGGAGGUUGACGACGUGCUCGGCCUGGCGGAGAUUUAUACUGUGGACGAGAUGGACGCCGACAAGCACGACGGGGAAUGGGAUCAAGGCGCGAGGUGCGAUAUGUGGGAUCGCUUUCUGGGGGAAGGGUUUGUGGUGCAGGCCGGGAAAAAGCGACAACGCGCCGGAGAUGACCCGGUACAGCAGUUCGAGGUGACCCAUGCGCCGUGGUGCAAGGAAGGAACCCCGGAUAACCCACUGUUCGUGUUGAGGAGAGAAGGCUUCCACCUCAACAACGAGAACCUCGCGUUUUUUUUAACGCCCGUCACCUUUUACAACGACGCCUUCAACUGCUUUGGAAUGGGAAACAAGCAUUCCGUGGGUGGCGGGUAUUUUGGGUGGCCGUGGAGAACCCAAGCUGUGCAGCGACUGAAGCGACAGACACACGUCGGCACCCUUGCGAGCACCGGAGCUUGUUGCCAAGGAGAGAUCGGAUUGCAGUGUGAAAUCCUUGGAUUGCUACAGCAGGGGUGUUUGGGCGAAUGCAUGCUCACAGAGGAUGAUGGGACAACCUAUUUGCAAGAGGUGUUUGUUCGGGGCGGAUUGCUCAUGUGGUGUGGGGACGGGCCGGGGCGGGCUAAGAACCUCGGUUCCAAGGCAUGCAACCACUUCUCGAGGUUCCCGUGUCCCUACUGCAUGGUUGAGCAACGCGACGACGCCUUCGGGGGAGAUCUGGGGGAUGCCCAGUAUGAUCUCGAUGCCAAUCGACGUACCUGGGGGGGGAUCACCGAGGGUUUUGCUACGCUGCAGUCCCUAUCGGAUGACCCCAGCGAACAGUCUCGGCGCUCGAUGGAACUGGGUCUGGUUGCACCGGAUGGUACCGGCCUCCCCCUACCUCUCUACGACGCCAUGCUCAUCGUACCGACUGAGGCUGUUCCGGUGGAACGACUUCACUUCGAUGCUCUGGGGUCCUGUCAGCUCUGCCAGGUGUUCCUACUGGAAAUGUUGUCGACACGAGGACGGCGUCUGGUCUCCGCCGUCAUGUCCCAGACUCCUUCUCUUCUGUAUCCAGCUGGGACGGAGCGCCUCAAGGACAUGGUGUCCAACUACUCUUCCCUCACCGGGAGCGACAAGUGGACGCUUCAGUCCAUCAUGCUGCUCGUGUUCCGACCGGUUUUUCAAGACUUCCGCGCCAUGAAGAAAAACAUGAAGAGGCAAAACAUUAACGACUUGCGAGAGAUCUGGGGGACUGACGGGAAGGUUCUGGAGGUGCUACAGCAACUCGUACAGGUGGCGUCCCACCUGUCGUACGCCGUGCGUGCGCCUUCUCACAACGACCGCGAGCUAUCCCAGCUCGACCUUCUCGCGCGUGACGUGGUGGUUUCGCUGCUUGCUCAGUAA
Molecule: messenger RNA, 1482 nt
Organism: Ectocarpus siliculosus
Lineage: Eukaryota; Phaeophyceae; Ectocarpales; Ectocarpaceae
Source: the annotation of a GenBank genome assembly